Spinacia oleracea (spinach) is the source of this 828-nucleotide messenger RNA. RefSeq names its product eukaryotic translation initiation factor 3 subunit F-like. The record is from RefSeq and is a predicted model, not a curated record. Gene Ontology annotation, cellular component: eukaryotic translation initiation factor 3 complex, eIF3m. The transcript has 2 exons. NCBI's taxonomy places the organism in Eukaryota, Viridiplantae, Streptophyta, Magnoliopsida, Caryophyllales, Amaranthaceae. Gene Ontology annotation, molecular function: translation initiation factor activity; translation initiation factor binding. The coding region runs from base 226 to 540 and encodes 104 amino acids. Gene Ontology annotation, biological process: translational initiation.
CCUUUGCUUGAGGUGGCUAUGACUAUUAAAUGGUGUAUUUUACUUGAAUUAAUCUUGCAUUGUUGAGCGCAAGCGUUAUAACUGUUCUCAUAUAUUCCAGGCAUACGCCUCACGCGGAUAUAUUGCUGUUGCUAUUGAUUCACGUUAUCAUGGUGAACGCACAUAUAGUCUAACUAUAUAUUUCCCCCCCUCCAGGUUGCAUUGCACAUUGAGUACCACCACAAUAUGUUGACAUCACACCAGAAAGGGAACCCAAAGGAAGUAAUUGUUGGAUGGUAUUCAACCGGAUUUGGUGUUACGAGAGGUUCUGCUUUGAUCCAUGAAUUCUACUCUAGAGAGGUUGCAAAUCUUUUCCAUGUACCAGUGGACACUACAUUCAGAAAUGGAGAGGCAACCAUAAAAGCCUUUGUCUCUGUUAAUUUAUCUCUUGCAGACCAGUCACUUGCUGCUCAAUUUCAGAAAAUUCCUGCAGAACUUCGAAUGUCAGAAGUAGAGAGGGUUGAAUGUAGGCACUUAACCCUAGUUCUCUUGAUUAAUUAACCCUGCUAAAUUUGAAAAAUACUCCAGUAGUCUUGUGGGUCCUAUAUUUUAAGCUCUUAAUUGCUUCUUGCAGGUUAGAUUGUUGCAUCUACAUGGGUCUUAUCAACUUGAUCAACUCAUCAUGUGUGAGGUAGGACUUUGGUCUGUUGCUCUUCUCUAAUAUCAGGCCCACUGAUCUUAUUGAUGUUCUCUUAUGCUGCUGUAGUGCUUUCCUCAGUUAAUUCUUUGGCUCAAUGUCUCUAUAGUCUUCCUUAAUUGUGUUCACUCGAUUCAAACUCUUUUUUUUUU